AUAUAUAUAUAUAUAUAUCAGAAAAUACACAAGCAAAAUUGAAGGAAAAAAUGAACAACGAUGACAAGGGUUUGCUGUGGAAGCUUCCGGUGGUGAGGUCCAGCAGUUUUGGAAAAAUGGGCCCCGGAUUCGGUGUUGGUGCAGGCUGUGGUGUUGGAUUCGGCCUUGGUCUUCUCGGAGGAGUUGGUUUUGGUCCUGGAAUUCCUGGCAUGCAAGUUGGUUUCGGAUUUGGUGCUGGAUGUGGUGUUGGUUUAGGAUUUGGUUAUGGCAUUGGGAAGGGAAUUGCACAAGAUGAGUAUAGAAGGUACUCUAAUGUCGGAAAUCCUUUUCGUAGUUCCGGAAAUCCUUUUCGUGGUGCUCGAAGCGUUAUUUCCGAAGAUGAUAUUACUGGACUUGUGGAUGACAUUGUCAUAAAUACUAAAAAGCUUAUCAAGGCAACAUCAAGAGAAAUUGACAAGUGGAGAAGAUGAUGAAAUAAUCCAUUUAUUUUUUCAUGUAAAUUGUAUCUUUGCUGGUAAUUUAGACUAAAUUGCGAUAAACUUUUUGCGUGUCAACAUAGUUGGAAUUCCUCUAUCGUUAGCGACUCCACAUAAAAAAAAAACAUGUCAAAGAGUUGGAGCAGCAGGACAUGGUGAGAUAGUAAAGUUUCAUAUUGAUUGUAAAAUUUCAUAUUCUAGGGUUUGGUCUCUUUCCAAAAACA
Messenger RNA from Lathyrus oleraceus (garden pea), 700 nucleotides. RefSeq lists its product as uncharacterized. The transcript is spliced from 3 exons. The coding region runs from base 51 to 470 and encodes 139 amino acids. NCBI's taxonomy places the organism in Eukaryota, Viridiplantae, Streptophyta, Magnoliopsida, Fabales, Fabaceae. The record is from RefSeq and is a predicted model, not a curated record.